Messenger RNA from Dovyalis caffra, 762 nucleotides. The record is from the annotation of a GenBank genome assembly. NCBI's taxonomy places the organism in Eukaryota, Viridiplantae, Streptophyta, Magnoliopsida, Malpighiales, Salicaceae.
AUGGGAAAAGGUGGCGGUUGCGUUCCGAGCAAGAAAAAACAACCACUAGUCUCCGACGAUCCUGUUUCCACCCGCGAAGCAGCGCCAAUCCCUGUUACAGUCGAAGAGACUAAUGACAUCGCUAGCACGUCUGUAGAGCCGACGAUUUCAGCAAAAUUAAAAAUUUUCAUAGUGUUUUACUCCAUGUAUGGACACGUGGAAGGAUUGGCGAAGAGAAUGAAGAAAGGGGUGGAUGGAGUGGAAGGAGUUGAGGCUUUUCUGUAUCGGGUGGCGGAAACGUUGUCUGAUGAUGUUUUGAUCAAGAUGAAGGCUCCGGAGAAAGAUGUUGGGAUCCCGGAGCUUACGGCGGCAGAGUUGGUGAACGCGGAUGGUGUUUUGUUUGGGUUUCCGACAAGGUAUGGGUGUAUGGCUGCGCAGAUGAAAGCGUUUUUCGAUUCAACGGGGCAGUUGUGGAAGGAGCAGAAACUUGCUGGGAAACCGGCUGGGUUUUUUGUUAGUACUGGGACUCAAGGCGGAGGUCAAGAAACUACUGCAUGGACAGCCAUUACCCAGUUGACCCACCAUGGGAUGUUAUUUGUUCCGGUUGGAUACACCUUUGGAGCUGGUAUGUUCAAGAUGGAUUCCAUUCGAGGGGGCUCUCCAUACGGUGCUGGAGUUUAUGCUGGUGAUGGCUCAAGAGAAGCAAAUGAAACAGAAUUGGCACUUGCCGAACAUCAGGGUAAAUAUAUGGCUACAAUAGUCAAGAGGCUUGCCCUGACCUGA